UUCAGACAAACACAAAGCCCUUCUCCUUGCUUCUGCUCAACCAGUUUCCCCACCACCGCAAGCCCUGUUUGCUGGAGGGAAGAAGAGUGCCUGAAGAGCACAGGAGGAGUCAAUGAUGGUCCAGACUUCUGGCCAGGCCAGCUCCUCCAGGAGAGGCCAGGCGCGUGCCGCCGCCUCCAGUCAGUGACUCAGCACCUGCGCCCAGAUCAACAGGACUUUUGCCCUCUGUCCGCUCCGGGACUGCACCAGCGCCUGCUGAGAUCCUCCCGAGUCUCCCUGCAGAGCAUGCCCAGAAUGCAGGGAGUGGGCGCUCCCAGGGGCCAGGACCCCGGCAGGGUGGGUCGGCCCUGGGUCAUCCUGCUUACCUACGUGCUGGCCACCCUGGAGCUCACCUGUGUCUUCAUGCAGUUCUCCAUCAUGCCAUACCUGUCCCGAAGACUGGGCCUGGAUUCUGUCGCCUUUGGCUACCAGCAAACGAUUUUUGGGGUGCUGCAGCUGCUGGGUGGGCCCAUGUUUGGCAGGUUCGCGGACCAGCGUGGGGCGCGUGCAGCAUUCACACUGUCCUUCCUGGCGUCCUCCACACUCUUCCUGCUCCUGGCGGCCGCCUGCAGCCCGGCCCUGCCCGGCGUCUUCCUGCUCUUCGCCUCGCGCCUGCCGGCAGCGCUCAUGCAUACGAUGCCAGCCGCGCAGAUGGUCAUCACCGACCUGUCCGCGCCAGAGGAGCGGCCUGCAGCCCUGAGCCGACUAGGCCUCUGCUUCGGAGUCGGAGUCAUCCUCGGCUCCCUGCUGGGCGGGACCCUGAGCACAGCAUGCGGAAUUCAGUGUCCUGCUGUCGUGGCUCUCAUUGCCAAUCUCCUGGGAGCUGUUCUCAGCUUCACCUGUAUCCCCACCAGCACCAAAGGGGCCAGCACUGAUGCCCAGCCUUCCCAGCCAGGUGGCCCCCAAACUGGUGUGUUCGACCUGAAGGCCAUCACACGCCUGCUGCUGCAGCCGGACGUGCUGCCAGUGUUCCUCGUCAAGGUGGUCUCCAACUUCCCCUCAGGGCUCUUCAUGGUCAUGUUCGCCAUCAUCAGCAUGGACUUCUUCCAGCUGGAGGCUGCCCAGGCUGGCUACCUCACGUCCUACUUCGGGGUCCUCCAGAUGGUCACCCAGGGCCUGGUCAUCGGACGGCUAAGCAACCACUUCUCUGAGGAAGCACUGCUCCGGGCCAGUGUGCUGGUCUUCAUCCUGGUGGGACUGGCUAUGGCCCAGAUGUCCAGUGUCUUCCACUUCUGCCUCCUGAUGCCCGGCAUGAUCUUCAGCCUCUGCACCCUCAAUGUAGUCACCGACAGCAUGCUGACUAAAGCCGUGCAGGCCACAGACACGGGAACCAUGCUGGGCCUCUGCGCCUCUGUACAGCCGCUGACCCGCACCCUAGGGCCCACCCUGGGUGGCCUGCUGUACCGCCGCUUCGGCGUCCCCGUCUUCGGCCAUGUGCAGGUCGCCAUCAACUUCCUUGUCCUGCUGCUCCUCUGGAGGAUGCCUGUGACCCAGAAGAGGGACAAAGUCCAGUGA
Molecule: messenger RNA, 1554 nt
Organism: Tupaia belangeri chinensis (Chinese tree shrew)
Lineage: Eukaryota; Metazoa; Chordata; Mammalia; Scandentia; Tupaiidae
Gene: SLC67A1
Product: solute carrier family 67 member 1
Exons: 12
Coding region: 286-1554 (422 amino acids)
Biological process (GO): transmembrane transport
Cellular component (GO): nuclear envelope
Molecular function (GO): transmembrane transporter activity
Source: RefSeq, a predicted model, not a curated record